Messenger RNA from Leptopilina heterotoma, 713 nucleotides. RefSeq names its product coiled-coil domain-containing protein 103. Bases 6 to 692 code for a protein of 228 amino acids. The transcript is spliced from 3 exons. Lineage: Eukaryota; Metazoa; Arthropoda; Insecta; Hymenoptera; Figitidae. Gene Ontology annotation, cellular component: outer dynein arm. The record is from RefSeq and is a predicted model, not a curated record. Gene Ontology annotation, biological process: determination of left/right symmetry; epithelial cilium movement involved in extracellular fluid movement; inner dynein arm assembly.
AUAAAAUGAGUAUUUUAGAAGAAAAAAUAGAUUACAAAUGUUUAGAAGAAGAAUUACAUCAGGCUAUAAAAGAUGAUGAAUUAUAUCAAUUGCAAAAUGACGCAAAGUUUAGAGCAAUCGAACAAAAAGUACCGACCUACAAAGAUUUUCGAGAAAUGGUAAAUGCCGCUCACCUUCAACCAUUAGCAAACAGUGAUCAGAAAAAUAGGACUUCAAUAUCUAAAAAUAUUUUCGCUAAUCGAUCAGAAGAUUGGGAUUUAGUUUCAAAAGCUCAAAAUGUAAAAUUAACUGCUCCACUUUUCGAAAGUGAUGAAACACUUUCGAAAAUUGUUCCAAAGGACACAAAAGAAUUUUUGACUAUUUGGAAAAAAAUCACGAAUUCUGAAUUGAAAUUCAAUUAUUUACUCGACUCGAGAGACCAAUUGGGAAAAAAAAUAUUUAUUAGCGAAAUUCCAUGCGAAUUUUUCGAGGAAGUGAUUAUUAUUUCCUCAAAGCAAUUGUCGAGUUAUAAAAUAGAGAAUAUAAUUGACUUAUUUAUUAAAUUAAGCAAAUGCAAUCGUUUCGAGUUAAAUUUAAUUUUUUUGCCCGAAGAUAAAAGGACGAUUUUAAGGAAAUUACUGCAAGAUUUACUUUUAACCGAAAUAAAAGAUUCACAACAAUUAACUGGCAAAUAUAAAACAAUAUUAAACUAGUACUUCCAAUUUUUUAACUGU